Messenger RNA from Hymenoscyphus albidus, 1887 nucleotides. The record is from the annotation of a GenBank genome assembly. NCBI's taxonomy places the organism in Eukaryota, Fungi, Ascomycota, Leotiomycetes, Helotiales, Helotiaceae.
CCUAUAGUAAUGCAGCAGAGCAACCAAGAUCCCGCUACGAACAGAUGCCUAAACUCAAUGAUUCAUUAAUAAUGUACAACCUCGAUCCUCUAAACAACGUGUCAUCAUCUAUGCGAUAAGAUGCGAUUUGUGGUAAAUUAGCCUGUGUGGCGUCAGGUGCACCGCCAUCUGGGGAUUUGCGAUCGCCAUUUGAGACCGAGAGCUAGCUACCACUUCAUUUCCUUUCGAUUUCUUUCGCGCAUUAUUUCCAUUUCCAUUUUCAUUCUUUUCUUGUUGUUUUCUCCCCUCGCAAUCUAGCAAGACGAUGAAGUCAUAUUGAUUUUGUCUGCUAUUUGUUAGGCAUUCUCAAAUUUGAAGCAGCACCGACAAUGGCGGUACUAAGUACCCAGCGACGGAAACCCUUCUUCCGCGUGAUUUUUACUCUCAUCUGCUUUGUUAUUAUCGUCUUAUUCUUUGGCUUGGAGCCUUCUGAUGAUAACGUCCCCUAUAAACAACGUGGCUUCUCCCAUGAAAAAUUCUCAAAUUUGGGUAUGGGAGAGGGGCAAUGUUUGCGCACAUUUCCUGGGCUAACGAAGGAGAUUGAUUUGAGUGUCGCGCGGUUGGGCGAAAAUGGAUUUGAGCUAGAAAAAUCAAGUGACGAUACGAGUGGCCUAGUAGAAGGCAGGAUAAAGAACAAUAAGGUAGGAGUAUUUUCCGUUCUUACUUCCUAUUUUUUCAUUGAAGCGCAGGAUCUUGAACUUGCAAUUUCGACUAAAGUUUGUGCACAUUAGUUGUAUAUUAUUUCCGCAGAAAGAAGGCCAAAUCGCGACAUGCUUUUCGAGAGACAAGCAGUACUCCACUCUUUACAUCGAGCGAUCCUCACCUCACCCACCCCUCUGCCAGAUGCAGUCUUUGCUUUGAGCAUAAUCGAUAGUCCGCGACAGAAUGCUUGGUCUUUUUCGCGAAGUAACGAUCCAAAGAUUCAAGGAAACUAUUGGCUUAUGCCACACUUCGCGUUUUGGUCCUGGCCUAAAAGAUUCAUUGGGACAAUUGACGAAGCACUUUCGAAAAUUGCAGUGGUGGAAAAAGAUAUGAACUGGCAUAGCAAGAUUGAGAAGGCGGUAUGGAGGGGGACUGUGUGGUUCAACAGUUUGGGAAAUACUCAACUGCGACUGAAAUUAAUCCAAGCAACAAAAGGAAGAGACUGGGCGGAUGUACAAGAUAUGAAGUGGGUCACAAAUGGUGUUGAUGCAGAGAAUGCGAUCAGCAUUGAGGAUUUUUGUAAAUACAAAUAUAUCAUCUAUACCGAGGUAUGUCUGACAAACCUUUUGCGCCUGAAAAUUACUGUAUCUAAUGGGAGACUUUAAAAGGGGGUUACAUAUUCCGGCCGUCUUCCUUUUCACCAAGCAUGCAGAUCUAUCAUCCUAACGUCCCCGCCAACAUACUUGAUGCACACAACCCAUUUAAUGCGACCCUUGUAUUCACAUUCCCUCCCCUUCAGUCCCUCAUACACAUCAUCCCUCAAGCCUUCUCCAAACCCAAGGUGGCUAAACUCAUACACACCAGAAAAUGCGAAUGUAAUAUUCGUACAACCAGAUUGGAGCGAUCUCGAGCAAACUAUUGAGUGGUUACGGAAGCAUGAUGAUGUAGCGAGAGGGAUUGCAGAGCGGCAAAGAAACCUUCAUGUGGGAGAAGGUGGUAUUAUCAGCGAGGCUGCGGAAACCUGUUACUGGAGAGCUUUGAUAAGAAGAUGGGCGGGGGUUGUGAGGGAAAAGAAUGGGACGCACUUGGACAGCGAUCGAGAAGGUGAUGAGAGACAAUGGGGGGAUGGGAUGAGGUGGGAGAGUUUUGUUCUGACUGGGGCAACGGAUUGGGCGAGGGUUGUUUGACGAAGGAUAGCCAGUGAUU